This is a messenger RNA of Populus euphratica (Euphrates poplar), 654 nucleotides long. RefSeq names its product histone H4. Lineage: Eukaryota; Viridiplantae; Streptophyta; Magnoliopsida; Malpighiales; Salicaceae. Bases 123 to 434 code for a protein of 103 amino acids. The transcript is spliced from 2 exons. Gene Ontology annotation, molecular function: structural constituent of chromatin; protein heterodimerization activity; DNA binding. The record is from RefSeq and is a predicted model, not a curated record. Gene Ontology annotation, cellular component: nucleosome.
ACUUGUCUCCCCAUUUUAUCUCAUCACACAAACAGACAAGUCUCUCCCAUCUGGAUUUCGAUUCUUUACCUCGAGAUUCAAUUCCAAGUCUGCAGUUCAGAUCCUCUCAUUAACUGAAGAAAAUGUCUGGACGUGGAAAGGGAGGCAAGGGUCUGGGAAAGGGAGGAGCCAAGCGUCACCGUAAGGUUCUUCGUGAUAACAUUCAAGGUAUCACAAAGCCUGCAAUCCGCCGUCUUGCUCGUAGGGGUGGGGUCAAGCGUAUCAGUGGUUUGAUCUAUGAAGAGACUCGUGGUGUACUCAAGAUCUUCCUUGAAAAUGUUAUAAGAGAUGCUGUGACCUACACCGAGCAUGCUCGCCGCAAGACUGUCACUGCCAUGGAUGUGGUGUACGCACUCAAGAGGCAGGGAAGAACUUUAUACGGGUUCGGUGGUUAGGGCUUUUAAUUUUAGAAUAAUAUUGCUGUCAAGAAAUUUGCGUUUUUUGGGGAUUGUAAUUAGAUUGGUAAUUAGGGUUUUUAGGUACUGUGUUGUAAGUAAAUUAAGGGUUUGGGUUAAUGGAUUUGACUUUGGGUUUUUGUUUGGAAAUGGAAUGGUGAUGUUCUCAAAUUUUGAUGGGCUCUUUGCUUUUUACUUAAUGGUUUGGACUUUCUGUCAA